AUGGGUCUCUCUCAAGAACGUAAGCUCGAGUACUUUGGAAAGCUCGAGACGCUGCUGGAGAACUACACCAAGAUCUUCCUAGUUGGCGUGGACAAUGUCGGCUCGGCUCAGAUGCAGCAGAUCCGUCUCGUGCUCCGUGGCCGCGGUGAAGUGCUCAUGGGCAAGAACACGCUUAUGCGCAAGGUCUUCAACAGCUUUGUGAAGAAGAACCCGGGCCAUCCGCUCGAGAACUUCAUUCCGCUGCUUAAGGGGAACGUUGGCUUUGUGUUCACGAACGACGACCUGACGGAGAUUCGUGAAGUGCUCGAGUCCAACCGCGUGCCUGCUCCUGCUCGUGUCGGUGCCAUUGCUCCAGUGGACGUGGUCGUGCCUCCUGGGCCUACGGGUGCUGACCCUGGUCAGACGUCGUUCUUCCAGGCGCUGCAGAUUGCCACCAAGAUUCAAAAGGGUCAGAUUGAGAUUGUGUCCGAAGUGAUGCUAACGAAGAAGGGCGAGAAGGUUGGCAACUCUGAAGCUGCUCUCUUGCAGAAGCUGGACAUCAAGCCGUUCUCGUACGGUUUGGUCAUCGAACAAGUGUACGACAAUGGCUCGAUCUUCGACCCUGCCGUGCUGGACCUGACAGAGGCUGAUUUGUGCGCCAAGUUUGUGGCGGGUUUGCGCAAUGUCGCAGCUGUGUCGCUGGAGCUGGGGCUUCCGACGCUCGCCUCGAUUCCUCACUCGAUCGCCAACGCUUUCAAGGACCUGGUGGCCAUUGCUGUGGAGUGCGAGGAGUUCUCGUUUGAGAAGGCCGAGCCGUACAAGGCGUUCCUAGCUGACCCGUCAGCAUUCGCUGUAGCUGCCCCUGCUGGUGGCGCAGCUGCUGCCACGGAGGCCAAGAAGGACGAGCCCGCUGAGGAGGAAGAGGAGGUCGACAUGGGUGGCGGCAUGGACAUGUUUGGUGCCGAGGACUAUUAG
This is a messenger RNA of Peronospora matthiolae, 954 nucleotides long. Lineage: Eukaryota; Oomycota; Peronosporomycetes; Peronosporales; Peronosporaceae. The record is from the annotation of a GenBank genome assembly.